Molecule: messenger RNA, 3181 nt
Organism: Leptosomus discolor (cuckoo roller)
Lineage: Eukaryota; Metazoa; Chordata; Aves; Leptosomiformes; Leptosomidae
Source: RefSeq, a predicted model, not a curated record
AUGCAGCAGCCUCCACAGACUGUUCCAGCAGGAGUGGCAGCUCCACCUCCUGCAGGCAUCGCUCAGAACAUGUACUGGAGAAACAGCUCGCUCGGGAAACGAGCAAAUGCCACAGCUGCCCCGGUGCAGCCUGUGACAGACCCUUUUGCAUUCGGCAGACAAACUCCGCAGGGUUCCCCUCUAGAUAAUCCAUCCAAGGGCAAUGCAUUGCUGAUGCAAAGUUCUUCCCCAGCAGUGUUUCCGCAGCCAGUUACACAUACUUCACCGCCACGUACAGGGGACAGUGCUCAUGGACCCCACACAUCUUUAUCAGCUCCUGUACCUCAGCCAGGAAUAAAUACCAGUACGUUUGCCAACGUCCCGAUGCCUUCGCCGUCCCCAGGAUAUGUUGUCAAUAGUGCUACGGAAGCACAUCCGAAUGCGGAUCCUGGACUCCGUGGGCCUCCAGCACCGUUGCAUUAUAAUACAGGAGCAGCAGUUGAGAAUUCUUUUGGUGUGCAUCCUGGAAUGGUGUCCGCCUCCAACAAACCUGGAGGUAGACAAGAUGUUAGUAGAGAUCCCAAUGACAUUCCUUCAGGACCCAGCGCAACCGCCCUCUUCCCUCCGCCUCCUCAGCAGGCUGUGUCUCAGUGGAGGCCUGUUCAAGGUCACCUGCAGUCUCCAGUUCGGAAUUUUGUGCCCUAUCCUGAGCCGUCUUCUCAAAUGGACGUUCAUAACAUUUCGCAGGCUUCUGUUAGCACUUCUCAUCCUCCUCUGCAGGCGAAUUUACAGCAGGGUCCUGUACACCAAGGUGUUCCACAAAACACUGUGCAAGCGCCUUUAUCUGUUGGUUGUGAAAGGAAUGGGAAAAAUGGCUCUGGAAGUAGCAGUCAUCACCUGAACAGCAUCCCGCCUGGAAAUGUGUUUAGGCAGAACACAGAAAUGGCUAACGCUUGGUUAAGUCAGCCGUACCAGGAACAGUUUUACCCACAGCCACCGUUGCAAGACUCCAGUUUUGUCAUUCCCACAGCUCAGGAAAAUAACUCCAAAAACCAGUCUCUGGAUAUGUCUGAAACAUCCAAUAGACCGAUUCCCGCAGAUGGAGAUUCGGGAACUCUCUCCAUGUUUUUCAAAGGGGAUGAGGCAGAAAAUGAAGAAAUACUUUCAUCUGAAAAAAAUUACAUAGUUGAGAAAACGGAGUUUGAUGCUUGCCAGCCGAAUUCGGCAUCCUUGUAUCACCAGCCGGUGCACCCUCAGCGGGUUGCAGGGUGCUCUCAGGCGCAGGUCGGUGCAGGUUCAGCCAACGAGAUGGUACAGAAAGGAAUGGAUGUCCAGUACUUCCCUAAAAUUCUGAGUCAGCAGGAGACCCAGGCCGCUAAGCACUCUAUGUUUGUUAGUGAUGACAAGGCACGUAUAGGUGACGCGUCUGGGAACGGCGGGUCACAGUAUGAAAACGUCGAGAACCUGGAGUGCAUUCAGAAUCAAGAAGUGCUGCCAAGCGAACCCCAGAACGUCAGUGCUUCCUCCCCUGCGGCUGGUCUUGAUCUGUACAGAUACGGAUCCUUUCCAGGUCAGAUGCUUCCAAAGAAUGCUGUUGUGAGCCAUGCUGAAGGAGGACCAAAUUUGGAGGCACCUGAUUCGUUACCUCAUCCUGUCCGACCAGAUAGUGUAUCUUCAAACUAUAGCACCAUUAGCCAUAGGAGUGCUUCUGGCUCAGCCAGGCCUCAAGAGCAAGUCGGUACAUUUAUUCAGCAAGAAAGUGGGAAGCCUGAUGAAGAAUCUUCUGCUAGCUUCUUCAAACAGAUUGACUCCUCUCCUCUGGGAGGUGAUGCAAGUGAGCUGAACCUGGGCAAAAACUACCAUGGUAAUCUAUCCCAGCCUCCAACUCCAAGUCCUCCUAAGCCUACAGGAGUGUUUCAGACCAGUGCAAAUAGCUCUUUCGAACCUGUGAGGUCACAUGGAGUUGGUAUAAAACCUGCAGAGAUUGACCAAGCAAAGAUGGUGGUUGAAUUCAGAGAGAACCACUCAAACCAAAAGAAUAUCAAGAAGAAUACAGCUGUGCCAGCUGCAUCUCCAGGCAAUCUUGAACAGCCACCAGAUAAUCUGGAAACUAUUUUCAUGCCUCAGGUACACCUGCUGCCUCUUGCAGUCACUGGUGAAGCUGGAAAUACGUUGCACUCUGGACCUGUUAUGGAAAACAUACAGUCAGUACCUGAGAGAAGGUCCUUAACAAGAGCUCAGGGAGCAGUUAAGAAGUGUGAUAGCCCAGUAACGACUUUGUGGGCUCAUAAUGAGUUGCCUAAUUUUGGGGGAAACGUUCUUCUAGCUCCUGCUGCUCCUGCAGUGUGCGUACCUGCCAAACAAACUGUAGAAGUCAUUCAGCCACCAGAAGAAGGCCUGUCUAAUCAGCAGCCGAGUAAACCAGGCACUAUUGCUGUGCACCUUUCCCAGGAUGGAAAUAUAUCUUCUGAAAACCUUGAGAAUCCUCCCAAAAUGGGAGAAGAGGAGGCACUUCAGUCUCAGGUGACAAAAGAUGUACAGCAUCAGGCUGUAUCGGACAGAGGCGUGCAGGGAGCACUGCCGUCUCAGUCACAAAUGCAAGCCGCUCAAAUGCAGCAGCAGACAUCCUCCGUUCCUUCCAACUACCAGAUUGCUGCAGGGCCUAAAGCCAUGCAGCCGUCCCAGCAGCGUGAGAACCAGGUGCUGAGUAACCACCCUCAGCCUGUGGGUCCCCAAGAGGCGGGUGCAGCACAGCUGACAAGGUACGAUCAGAGCCCUGAGAAGCAGCCAGCGUCUGGACGGCCGUCGGGUUCUCCGACUUCCACAGCCCCUUCUGCCGCCACCGGUCAGUCAGUCAUGCCAAAUGUGCAACAAGACCUGCAGCGUCCACCCCUGGCUCAGACUCCUCAGGAUGCCUUUGGUCCACCCCAGAACCCUUAUUACUACUAUAGACAUCCUUAUGAUGCUUACCAGCACCCGUACCCACCACCUUAUCCUCCUGCAGACCCCAGAACAGCCGCUCAUCUUUAUUACAUGGAGGAUAGCUAUGGACAGUAUGACCCACGGUACAGACCCUACGAUAGCACCAGCACUGCCUACAUGGAGCCUGGGAGCUAUCGGUAUUCUGAGCCUGAACGUCCCAGUUCCAGAGCCAGUCACUGCUCUGACAGGCCACCUUCUAGGUACGCAGCUCCUAAAUGGA